Molecule: messenger RNA, 7485 nt
Organism: Cryptotermes secundus
Lineage: Eukaryota; Metazoa; Arthropoda; Insecta; Blattodea; Kalotermitidae
Product: stress response protein nst1
Exons: 5
Coding region: 33-4643 (1536 amino acids)
Source: RefSeq, a predicted model, not a curated record
CACAAACUCUAAUUGAUGGAAGUAAAGAGGUAAUGGCAAAUGAGGCUGGUGAACAUGAACUGGGCUGUGCUGUUGAAAAGAAGGGAGAAGGAAAUGAAGUCAGUAAAGGGAAAGAAAAUGACAGUGAGAGUAACACAGUUGCAGAGAAACUAAGAAAGUAUAGUGAAGAAGACAGUGUGGAGCAAGCACCAAAUAUGAAUUCAAAUAUUGGAAGUGAAUUAAAUGUCAGAAAUAGUAAUGUGAUUAUUGAAGAUAGGGAUACAGAUGAUGCAGCUGGUCACACAUCAGAUAAAACUAUUGCAGAUGAGAUGAUGUCAGAUGCCAUUGAUGAACCACCUGAUAGUUUCUUUGAUGAUGUUUUGACAGACGAUUUCUUAGAUAGCUUGGCUGUUGUGGAUGCAUGGGAUCCAGACGCAGAGGACGGUUAUGAAAGCCUUGCUGAAACUAAAAGGGAAGAUGAUGGUAAUAACAGACAAUCACCAGCAGAAAAUAAAACAGAAAACAUAGACAAAACUGUUAGCAGGGAUUCUGAGAACAAAAGCAAAAGUGACAGGAGUUGUCACAGGAGUAGUGGGGACCAUAGCAGCCGAACUGAGAGUAGAAGACAUGACAAGGUUUCAGUUAUGACCAAGCAGAACAGUAAGGAAAGAACAGCACACAGAAAAGAUAAAAAUGAUACACAUGAACACACACACAGUGUAGACAAGGAUAUACAAAAAGGUUAUAAGAGGACAAGAGAUAGAAGUAGAGAGAGAAGAAAGGAAUAUAGCAGUAAUAAUAAGGAAAGAAAUACAUCAAGGAUAAGGAAAGGUAGUAGAGAUCAUAUAGAAAGAAGUAUACACAGAAGAGGCAGAAAUAGCAAGGACAGGAGUGCAGAAAGAAAUAUACAUAGUUAUAGUAAUAAUCAAGAAAACAAGGACAAGAGUAUGGAAACAAGUGUUAACAAAAGACAAAGAGAUGGGAGUGUAGAAGGAGCAGUAGAAAAUGAUGACAAGAAUAAGAAUAUAAUGAGGACAUCGCACAGGUACUCAUACCAAUUUAGGGUAAGUAACAGGGGGAGAACUGCAGGUAACAGUGCAAAAAAAAGGAAUUCUGAUUUGCGGCAUGAUAUCAGUGAUGUCUGUGCAGGGGAGAAACCUGGGGCAGUGCAGAGAAGACAGGAAAGUUCCAGAGAAUUUAAUAGAAGAGAGGAGGGUUUGAGGGGAAGCCAUAGAAAUGAGAAAAAUUCUGACCUAAAUCUGGCUUACAAGGAAAGUCACAGAGAAUACAUUAAGAAUUAUCAUGUGGAGAAAGGAACCUCAGAUGUGGUGAUUGAGGGAGUAGCAGCCAGUCAGCAGUAUGUUAUUACCAAGCGUGAUAACCCACCAUUAAAUGACACAAAGCUAGACACGUGUAUAAAAGAGUUGGCUGAUCUUGUGCCUCCUGGUACAGAGAAUGACUUUAUCCUUGCCACAAAAGAUGAACCUGUGAAAGUGGUUGAUGACAUUAAAAAAAUAUAUAUAAGAAAUGUUAAAGCAAAGCAUGACUGUAAAACUGUGAGAAAAGAGAGUUUAUCUGAAGAGACAAAGCACUCCAUUGUGCUUGGCUCUGAAAAAUCAUGUAGACAUCCUAUGGUAAAAUCAGAACGGCAUGGCAAAGAAAUUUGUAUCAUAAAUGAAAAGAAUGAUGGACAUAAAAUACUGGAAAGGAAUGAAAAGGAAAAAGCUUCUUUAUGUAUUGCUGGUCAGGAACCACAUAGAGAAGCAACAAGAGUGAAUUCUCCACAUGAGAGGAAAAGGAGGAGAUCUGGCUCCAGCAGGUCAGAGAGAAGAUCAUCAGCUUCAAGGAGCAGGGGUCAUGGUCCUUUGGAUGAAGAAAGGGGAAGGAAGCAACUAAAGAGUUCCUCUGAAGAAAAGAAGAGACGUUCUUCAAGCUUAGAGAGGAUGUUUGAAGCAUCAAGAACGAAAAAUGAACAGUUCAAUGAGUUGCUAAGGAAAAAGAGGGUUUUGGGAUAUGGUGGAGAAGAAAAUAUCCUAAGAUCUCGAAGCAGAGAGAGGUGGCAAGCCAGUGUUGAUGCACAGAGGUUAAAUAGGAAGGUGGACGUUGAGAAUAACAGCAGAAGAUACGUAAGAUCUUUAAGCAGAGAAAAACAGCAUGAAUCUUCUCUGCCACUAAGGUUAUCAAGAUCGCGUAGUCGAGAUAGAGAACAUAGGAAUGAAUAUCGAGACAGGCGCGAGAGAUAUAGAAACUCAUUGAGCCAGGAAGAGGAAAAGCAGAGAUCCUUAAUGAAGAACAGGCGAUCCCCAAGCUGGCAAAGAAAUAAGCACAGAGCACUGUCUCCUUUGUCUGCAGGGCACAUGUCCCUGUCUCCUAGUAUCUCAUUUGAAUUGUCUUCUGUAUCAGAGAGAGAGCCAAAGCGGCGUUUCUCUCGUUCACUUAGUAGAGAGCGAAGAAGUUAUGAAUAUCGAAGAAGUUACCGUGAUUCAUGUUCACCUCAUAGUAAUGGAUCAGCAUUCUCACCUUCAGACUCGUUUGUGUCCCUGUCUUCUGUGUCUGAUGAUUCCCGCUACAGAAGACGAAGGAAGCGGUCACCUUUCUGGAAGGAACUAGAACGUCAAUUUUCAGAGGAUUUACGCAAAAGUUUUUAUACUCAAUCAGGAGGGUACUCCUCUUCUGCAGCUGGGACAGCACAUCUUGAGCAGGGUCGCAGCUCCAGCAACUAUCCUGCCCAGGGUACUACUGCUCUCCCUUACCCUCCAGACCAUACUGUAUACAGUCAUAAUUACCCUUCUGAACCUGGUUUCUCAGGUGCUCUAAUUCAGCAUCCACAGAAUGAUGUCCCUCCCACUUUUGUGUCUGCUCCAUCACUUCAUCAUGAACCCCCUUCUGUCCCUCCAGUUAUGGCUCCAACAUCUGUCCCCCUGCCAGUACCCCCUCCAGUAUACAAUGUGCCACCUCCUGUUCCCACGGGAUAUCCUGGCCAACUAGCGCCAUUCAUCAGCAUUAGUGAGUUUCCUUCAACAGAAAAUACGCUAAGCCAACCAUUCCACUAUACUGAGAAAGAUUCUCCACAAGUGCCUCCACCGCCAAAAAUAUCGCAGCCAGGAGAUGGAAAGCAAAUGAGCCUUUCAAGUCUGCUGGAAGCGUCUGUUAAAGUUGGUGGUUCAGCUGAAAGGAAGGCGAUGUCAGUUGAUCCGGUGCUGGUGGCCCGUUGUGAAGAAGCUAUUCAUACAUACGAAGAAAAUGAUCGGGUGAUUUUGGUGUCUCCUGGUCAUCUUGUUCUGCAAGAAUCUUCAAAGCCACAUUCAUCAGCUGAAGCAGUUAUGCAGGCUUCGUUAGAGGAUGCCAAGUUCCGGUCGCCCAUUCUACGGACACCAGAUCCUCAGCUCAGUUUUACAACUCCACCAGUCCAUGAUGAUGUCACGUCAAAACCAUUGCGCCAUCUUCCGAAGAAGGGCAACACCGUCUCUGUGAAAGGAGAGCCAGAAACUCGUGGUGCACCAUUUGGACGCUCUACAGAUAAUUCAGAAUUGUGUGUAGAUGCUUCAACAAGGGCUGAUUCUCGUGAUAAUGAAAAGAAAGGAUCAAAGAGACAGAAGUGUGUCUCCUGUUUAGAACGUAUGAAUAGGAUUAUGGUUUGGAAUUCGACCCAGACACCACCAAAUCUGGAUAUCAGUGAUAAAAUUAUGGUUUGGAAUUCAACACAAACCCCACGCAAACAAGUUAAACAUGUGGGGAUACAAGUACAGAUCGUUAAACUUCGGCGUCUGCGUAAGUGGGUUGCUCAAAAGGAACGUUCUCAUAAACUGCAUGCAGUGAACGUAGGGGAUGAUGUGAAAAGUGAUGCUACUGCAGUGUAUAAACGUAGUUCUCCUCAUUCUAAUCCAAGCAAGACCCAAGGUUCCUUCUCUGACAUCACACCUACAGUUGCUUUGAAGGAGUACAGAAACCAAGAAGCUGCAGCUGAGUCCAGACAGCAAGCUCCAGAGCAAAGUGGUUUUCCUGCAUCAUCAAAUAAUGAAGGUGGUCACAGAGGUAGAGACAGUUUUUAUAAACCUCCAUACCAAGUUUGUGUAAGCAGCCAUGGGCAGAGUUCAUUUUCACAUUAUUCUAGUGGUAGGAGUGAUAUGGAAAGUGCAGUGUCAUCGGCUAUUUCCCAGAGAAGUGUGCAUCCAAAAGGAAUUCUGAAGGGAAGAAGUGACCUAGAAGUACAGCCGCCUGCACCUGCACCACAGAUGCCAUGGCAGCAAUCAUCAUCCCUGAGGAAUUGUGAUUUUCCGGAAUAUUCUGCGCUGCCACCUCAUCAAGCAUCACAGCCAUUCACUUCAUCUGGGGGUUCAAGAGAGUUUGGGAGAAGCUGUUCCAAUACAUUUGGAGGAAUGGGACCCAACAGUCCAAUGCAGCCGACUUCCUCAAACGCGGAAUCUAUGUUUGGUAGUACUGCUGCCAGUUUUCCAAAGUUUGGGAAUCCUGACAUCGGAAGUACCCCACAUAUGGAUCAGAACUUCUAUGGUUUGCAUCACAAUCAGUUCCCUUUACUUCGAGGAAGUGGAAAUCCAGGAGCUGGCCUUGGGAUGCAGCCAAUCCAGCAUCAGAGUUCCAUGGUCUUCCGACAAGUAGGCAACCCACCCAUGAUGCCACAUGAUCCUGAUAUACGCUAUUGAAUACCUGGCAACAGAAAAGACAUUAUGCUAUAAUAUUCUUUCACAGUGUUAUCUUGGUUUUAGGAUGUAUGUCUGUUCAUAGUUACAUGGGGUGUGUAGAAAUUUCUGUGACAUUUUCUUGUAAGUGUACUUAGUAGUUUUCCAUAUUGUGGUGUGUAACUGGAGAAUGGGAAGUAACUAUGCCCUGGUCUUCACGUUAUAUGUUCAUAGUUGUCUGAUUUUAUGAGAUUUCAGGUUAUGUGAGUAAUAGAAAUUUGGGAACAUAAACCAUGAUGUACUUCAUCAGGGUCAUUCAGCAGAACACUUUUGGUUACUGUACCUGUUAUCAGUGUUUCCUUUAUUUUCAGCCAGUAGGCAUAUCAGCAUAUAGUUGAUGCAUACUGGCAACUUUGUGAAAAGUUGGGAGAUGCACUUCAGCUGGUGCAUUAAGUAUUUUGACUUGUAGGCUAAAACUGAGUAUAAGAAUACUGGCAAAUAUGUAUUUAGCGGGGAGAACCCAUGCCUGUUACCACACUCAUGUCCUCAAGCACCAUAAUUUCUGCUCAUAAUGCUUAUAGAUUUAUCCAGUUACUAGAAGCUUACAAGUGAAAUGUGAAUAAAAAAUACAGAAUUGUUUUUGUGUGUGUAUGAUAUUUGAGAUAGUGGAAGUGGUGGGGUAAAUUAUGAAUUACACAUAAUGUGCUGAUGAUAUGUAUGUAUGCCAUAUCAGACUGUAAUUUUCUGUUGAGUGUCAUAGUUGUUUAUUCCACAUAUUAUGUAUGUGAACACACACACCAACGCACACUGCAAAACGGAAAUGCAGUAAGUCUUUGACAAAUUUGAAUACUGCUUCUUUAAUUUUUUUACAAAUUUGUUACACAAAAGUCUGUAGAUGUAUUAAAAUGAAUUUCCUUGAUUUUGAAUUGUUUUUGCAUAUUAAUUAGCCUGUAUUUCUUGGUUCUUUUGCCUGGAUGAUAUACUUAUCUACUGUUUAUGGCAUUGUGAAAGGAUUUUGUGCUCUCUUCAAUACUGUCAAAUGAUUUCAUUCAGAUAUCAGUGUUUAUACAACAUUUUGAUUCAUGUGAAACUGUAAAUGUGAGUAUCUUGAAACUGGACAACGACAAGAGAGAUUCUGUUCCAUCCUUAGUGUUGGUGAUAAAAGCCUUUGACAUCUUUCGUGAACAGAAGCUCGGAAGUAAUAUAGAGAAACUUAUUUAGUUCACUACACAGUAAUUGGUUUCAACAUGUCAGUUGACUCAAGGAUGAAUAAUGACCUACCAUUUAGUAAGAAGACGGAUGACUUGGGCACCCAUUUAAAGGGCUGCACGAUGACGUGAACUCAAGAAGCGGAGCCUGAUCAACCGUAAUCAACUAAUAUAAUGGUAUGUGAACUCUCUCUUUUCAGGAUUUACAGGGUUGACAGGUUAGAUGACAUUACAAAUCUCUAGAUAUGGAAUCUGAUCAGGAAGCCAUUUUUAUUGACUUGUUUCAUGAAUGUAAUAUUUGAGAAUGCCUUUACUGAUUUUUUUUUAUGCUUUGUUAGUCACUAGGAAGGAUAUUACAGGACUCUUAUAUUUGUUGUUAUGGUGUAGAGAGGCAUCUUACAAUUGUUAUAGAGAGGGAUCUCUUGAUGUUUAUUUAGAAACAUUUUCAAAAUUUUUGCCAAUAGUUAGCAUACAUUUUGUGUUAGUUUGUAAGUUUGCAUGUGGGAAGAUUAUCAUUAUUUUGUUCCCUUUAAUAUAUACCACAGAAAUUUAACUAGUUGCUGUUAUACGUACACUUUCAUUACAGUAGUGUGGGGAUGUAUAAAUAGAAACCGUUGUAUCUGGAGGUCAUAGAAGGGACCUUUAUGCUCUUUGAGUUUAUAUUUUGAUAAUGUUGAAAUUUAGUAAGGUGUGUAGUGCCUAGAAAUUGUUCAUUUUCCAAAGUGGAAUUCAAAUUGUGUUCCCUUUACAGGCUUGACUGACUGUGGGGCUAUAGUGUGCUGUGUACUCUUGGAUAGUAUCCCUGUAUCCUGAAUUCCCAGAGAAAUAUGGUUUAGAGACCUACCAGAUGCAUUAAAUUAUUCAUUGUUUCCAAAGACAUUUUGUUACCUAAUGCUUUUUAAUAUGAUGGUACUAUUCAGAUCUGGUAAGUAGCCGGGAAAGGAAUGCAACCUCAUUGUUUUCACUUGUCUGUAUACUUUUCCAAUUCAUUUGUAAUGUUCUUACAGGGUAAGUGCAGUAUUAAUAAUCUCAUUGCAGACAACUUAAUAAGUAAUGACACAACUACUGCAGCUUAUUCAGUUGCCAUAUCAAUUAGGAAAAUGGUAAAUAUAAUUUUGGUUGUUUAUUGCAUGCAUGAUUCAGAACUCCUGUGGUCUGUGUAGUGCUACAUAUGAUUGGAAUGUAUAUGGUGUCUUUUCUUUUCAUGUAUUACAUAUGUAAAUUGCUUAUUUUAGACUCAGAAAUAACACUGAGAAAGGCAAAUAAUAUGAAUGAUCAUGAUUAAAUGGAGAACUGAAUUUUAACUCUGGAAUCCUCUGAUACUCAAAGUGUGGAACUUUCUUUAGUUAUUAGUUUCAGACUAUGUUACUCAAGUUGUAUUGUUAAUUUAUAGUCACAUAUGGAGGACCAGUCCUGCAAUCUUACCAUUCUUGGUUUUUUUUUGGUGUAUGUUCCUCUAUUUAUAAACUUGGCUUUUCAGCUGUUCCACAUUAUCUGCGUAUAGUUUUGAAUUCUAAUCAAUUUGCCGUUUGCUUUCUUAUGUAGAAGAAAGAUAACGUGAACACAAAUGUUUAUAUAUGAAAAUCCACUGUUAGAUAUUCCAUAUUAUAUAACAACUACUGGUGCUUAAAUAACUCCCUGACAUAACACAGUAAAAA